AUGGGAGAAUUCCCAGAGGAUUCCAAGUCCCCGGUUGGAAGAAAGCAGCUGAAUGGAGCAGUGACAAGCAAGUCGAAGAGUCAAGCCUCAUUGUUCAAGGAAUCUUAUCCUAAGAAGGACCGAGCUAAUCUAAUCCCGGCUUCUGUUAGUUCUCAAGUCCAAUAUGGUUGUCCUGUUUGUUCAGAGAAAAGCAGUUGCCAAGUUGUUAAGUCCAGAACAAAGUUGAUGAAAAUACUGACUGAGAAGAAGAAGUCACAUGAAGUUCACUCAAUUUUCAGAGGUUUAGUAGAAGAAGGCCACAGACCUACACUUGUAACAUACACUACUGUUUUAGCUGCACUGACCCUCCAGAAACGCUUCAAAUCCAUUCCUAUGCUCCUUUCCAAGGUUGAAAAAGAUGGAUUGAAACCUGACUCCAUUUUCUUCAAUGCCAUGAUCAAUGCGUUCUCUGAGUCUGGCAAUCUCAAGGAAGCAAUGAAGAUAUUCAGAAAAAUGAGGGACAAAGGAUGUAAACCCACGGCCAGUACAUUCAAUACCUUAAUUAAAGGUUUUGGGAUCAUUGGCAAACCUGAGGAAUCCUUGAAACUGUUGGAAAUGAUGUCUUUGGAAGAGAAUGUGAAACCCAAUGAUAGGACAUACAACAUUCUUGUCCGAGCUUGGUGUAAUAAGGACAACAUAGGAGAAGCAUGGAAUGUAGUUUACAAGAUGAUUGCCUCCGGUAUGAGUCCUGAUGUUGUUACAUAUAAUACCCUAGCCCGUGCGUAUGCUCAGAGUGGAGAGACAAGCAAGGCAGAAGCAAUGAUCUUCCAGAUGCAGACUAGCAAAGUAGCCCCGAAUGAGCGAACUUGUGGUAUCAUAGUGAAUGGGUACUGUAAAGAAAGAAACAUGUCAGAUGCACUAAGAUUUGUUUACAGAAUGAAGGAUCUUGGGGUGACUCCAAAUCUCAUCAUUUUUAACUCUCUUAUCAAAGGUUUCCUCGAUGUCACAGACACUGAUGGUGUCGAUGAGACUUUGACGUUGAUGGAAGAAUUUGGAGUUAAACCAGAUGUGAUAACAUUUAGUACCAUCAUGAAUGCAUGGAGUUCUGCGGGUCUUAUGGAUAAGUGCAGAGAAAUCUUUGAUAACAUGGAGCAGUCUGGCAUCGAACCCGACAUACAUGCUUUUGGCAUUCUUGCCAAAGGGUAUGUGCGUGCUGGGGAACCUGAGAAGGCAGAGUCUCUCCUGAAACUUAUGGAUUCAUCAAGAGUGCAUCCAAAUGUUGUGAUCUUUACAACAAUCAUCAGUGGUUGGUGCAGUGCAGGAAAGAUGGAAAAUGCCUUGAGGAUAUAUGAGAAGAUGUGUAAAAUGGAUAUAUCUCCAAAUUUGAAAACGUUUGAAACCCUGAUAUGGGGAUAUGGAGAAGCAAAACAACCAUGGAAAGCCGAGGAAUUCUUGGACAUCAUGAAAGGCAAGGGUAUUCUGCCAGGGAAGAAUACAGUUCAGCUUGUUGCAGAUGCUUGGCGUGCCAUAGGUUUCUUUAAUGAGGCAAAAAGAAUCACGAGUGACCUAAAUGAUGGAAGGAAUACGACGAAUGCUUUGAAUGAGAAGUUAGAUGAGGAGCAGGAAAAAGUGUAUCAGACAGAAGAAACAUCUGAUUUGGGUUCAAACGGAUGGCAAAUUCCUGCUUCAAUUCUGAUCAAUCAGAAUGGAUCUAAUGUUGCUAACUUAAGAAGCCAGACAAUGCUGAAAAGAUCAGUGUCGCCAACUGAAAACCUUAGUAUGGCAACGAAAUCCAUGUUGGUCACACGUUCCUUUAGAAUAAAGGCGCAAUCAUCAACAGGACUUUUGAAGCAGUUCCAGCUGAACUUAUGGAAACUCUACUGCAAAGGGUUAAAAGACGCCAAUGAAGAUACCAAGGUUAUAUUGGAAUCCAAAGGAGGUGGUGGUGGCGGAGGCGACGGAGGCGGUGGUGGCGAUGAUGAGAAGGGGGAGGAAGGUUCUGGGUUUCUGCCAGAAUGGCUGAAUUUCACUUCUGAUGAUGCGAAAACAGUUUUUGCCGCAUUUGCUAUUUCGCUUGCCUUCAGGUCAUUUGUGGCUGAACCAAGGUUUAUUCCUUCGUUGUCCAUGUAUCCUACAUUUGAUGUUGGGGAUCGAAUUGUAGCUGAAAAGGUCAGUUACUAUUUCAGAAAGCCCUGUCCUAACGACGUUGUAAUAUUUAAGAGCCCUCCAGUACUCCAGGAAGUAGGAUAUACUGAUGAUGAUGUUUUUAUCAAACGAAUUGUUGCAAAAGAAGGAGAUACUGUUGAGGUUCAUGAGGGAAAGCUCAUUGUAAAUGGUGUAGCAAGAAGUGAAGAUUUUAUUCUUGAAGCCCCCAAAUACGAAAUGUCGCCAAUUCGUGUACCCAAGGAUUCAGUUUUUGUGAUGGGCGAUAACAGAAAUAACAGCUAUGACUCGCAUGUCUGGGGUCCCCUACCUUCAGAGAAUAUUAUAGGAAGAUCCAUAUUCCGGUACUGGCCUCCAAAUAGAAUUGCCGGCACAGUGCUUCCUGAGAGCUGCAUUGUUGACAAGCCGGAGACAGUAUUAGCAGAAAAUAACAGUAUUUCUGACUUGCCUAAAAAUUGA
Oldenlandia corymbosa var. corymbosa is the source of this 2601-nucleotide messenger RNA. Lineage: Eukaryota; Viridiplantae; Streptophyta; Magnoliopsida; Gentianales; Rubiaceae. The record is from the annotation of a GenBank genome assembly.